AACAGGAAUUGAGAGGAGUCACUUGCCCACAUGAUGCCGCCAUUUGAGAAACCACAACACCCCAAGUCCUUCAAGCAGAGAAAAAGCUUUGGUGAUUAAUUUUCUUUAAUGAUUUGCAUGUAGUAAGCUAUGACAUGUGUUGCUUUAUAAUCUCACCCACGUUUUCCAUCCCACUCAGCCACGAGAAAACAGGAGGUCGCGGGGAUCCGAACAAAGUUUCCAACUAAAAUUCCGGUAAGUUCGCUUAUUUCUAAAACCUUAUUCAACCCUGAAGUUCCAUUUAAUUUGCACCUUCUAAAAGUAACCCCCUCCCCCCCAGGUUAUAAUUGAAAGGUAUCAACGGGAGAAGUACUUGCCGCCUCUUGAUAAAACGAAGUUCCUGGUCCCCCAAGAACUUUCCAUGACUCAGUUUGUCACCAUUAUAAGGUGAGUCUCUUUAGAGAAACGUUUGGCUGUGAAUGUGUUUAUUUAACUUGGUAAACUUAGAUUAACAUGACUGAAAUUGACCUAAAUCAUGUUUUUGGUUGCGAGAACUGGUGAGUAAUUUCAAACUUGGUAAUCACGUGAUAUGAAUCAGCCACGAGUGCCGGGCGCGACUGUCACUUGUCAUAAAUUACUCAUAAUGACUUAAGUUUGCAGGACAAUUUCAACAUUUGAUUACGUCUUGUCAAUACUUGCUGCACUUUCUCGUUUCAGAAAUCGUAUGUCUCUGAUGCAGAGUCAAGCGUUCUACCUGCUCAUCAAUAAUAGUGGCCUGGCCAGCAUGUCUCUUACCAUGGCACAAGUCUACAAGGACCACAAAGAUGACGAUGGCUUUCUCUACAUGACAUAUGCUUCUCAAGAAAUGUUUGGUAAUUGUGUUGAGAUCCGCGAGAAGUCAUUGCCAAUUGCUGGAAAUGUCUGAGAAGACCUAAAUUGCAGGAUUGGUUAAUGUGAGGCCUCAGCUUUUGGCAGGCCCAAUAACUGAACUUCGUGUAUAGCUAUAAAGUGCGAUUUAUAUAUAAG
Molecule: messenger RNA, 1005 nt
Organism: Coregonus sp. 'balchen'
Lineage: Eukaryota; Metazoa; Chordata; Actinopteri; Salmoniformes; Salmonidae
Source: the annotation of a GenBank genome assembly